Molecule: messenger RNA, 747 nt
Organism: Sphenostylis stenocarpa
Lineage: Eukaryota; Viridiplantae; Streptophyta; Magnoliopsida; Fabales; Fabaceae
Source: the annotation of a GenBank genome assembly
AUGACUCCAAGAGCGAGCCACCACCCACAUCCAAACGGCGAGCAAAGACAAUGGCCACCGGCUGCGGCGGAAGCGGCACCGACAGCGGCAGCGGCAGCACAUUCGUCUUCUUACAACGGGUACCGACAGUACCACCCGACAACGCCGGCUCGUUCGUCGUCGUCAGCGUCGUUCAAAGGGUGCUGUUGUUGUCUCUUCCUUCUAUUCUCGUUCCUGGCGCUGUUGGUGCUAGCGGUGGUGCUGGUGAUAAUCCUGGCGGUGAAGCCCAAGAAGCCUCAGUUCGAUCUGGAGCAGGUGGGGGUGCAGUACAUGGGCAUCACAUCCAAUCCCCCCUCCACGGCCUCCCUCUCCCUCACUAUUCGCCUCCUCUUCUCCGCCACCAACCCCAACAAGGUCGGUAUCCGGUACGGCCAAUCCAGCUUCACCGUCAUGUACCGCGGCAUCCCCCUCGGCAAAGCCACCGUUCCCGGCUUCUUCCAACAACCCCACAGCACCCGCCAGGUCAUCGCCACCAUCGCCGUCGAUCGUGUCAAUCUCCUCCAGGCCGACGCCGCCGACUUGAUCCGCGACGCCUCCCUCAACGACCGCGUCGACCUCCGCGUCUUGGGCGACGUCGCCGCCAAGAUCCGCGUCAUGAACUUCGAUUCCCCUGGCGUUCAGGUUUCGGUGGAUUGUGCAAUUGUGAUCAGUCCAAGAAAGCAAUCUCUGUCUUACAAGCAGUGUGGAUUCGAUGGAUUGACUGUUUGA